AGAAGUGAGACCAGGCGGCGUUUCGAGGCGGAGUACCUGCCAGAUAAAUCAGAUAAAUAUGAUUCUAGAGACGUGGAAAGGCUUCAGCAAGACGAUCAGUGGGUUGAGAGCUAUUUGAUCUGGCGCCACGAUAUCGUGGACGACACCUUGAAGAUGAUUGAUGAAAGCUUUCAGUGGAGGAAAGAGUACACAGUUAAUGACUUGGCAGAAUCUGUCCUUCCCAAAUGGUUGUUUGAAAUCGGUGCUGUCUUCCUGCAUGGAUAUGAUAAAGAGGGCUACAAGCUGUUUUGGUUCAGAGUGAAACACCAUGUAAGAGAUCCUAAGCAGCAACUUGAGAAAAAGAAACUGGUAGCUUUUUGGUUAGAACAUUAUGCAAAGAGAGAUCAUGGAAAGCCCUUAACAGUGGUAUUUGACAUGUCAGAAACUGGGAUCAGUCACAUAGACUUGGAUUUCGUUCGGUUCAUCGUCAACUGCUUCACAGACUAUUACCCAAACUUCCUCACAAAGAUAGUGAUCUUUGAGAUGCCCUGGAUAAUGAAUGCUGCUUUCAAGAUUGUGAAGGGUUGGCUUGGCCCAGAUGCAAUCAGCAUGCUGAAAUUCACCAACAAGAGUGAUGUCCAGGAGUACAUCAGUGGAGAGUAUCUGCCCCCUCACAUGGGUGGAACUGAUUCCUUCAAGUACAGUUACCCUCCACUAGUGGAUGAUGAUUUUCAGACUCCCCUGUGUGAGAAUGGGCCCGUUACUAGUGAAGAUGAGCAUGAGAGUAAAGAAGAGAUAGAGGCAGACACCAAGGAGCCUGGGGAGCUGAAUGAAGAACCAAACCCCAGCCAGAAAAAGAUGAAUUCUGUAGAGCAAAUUUCCAAGUCAGAGGAAACUGACAAAACAGAGACCAAACCCAAAAAUGCCAAGAAAGCAUUAACCACUUUUAAAGGACCUUUGUUGCACAUCAGCCCAGCAGAGGAGCUGCAUUUUGGAUCCAAGGAGACAGGAGAGAAAAAAUGUCUGAUUGUUCUCACCAAUGUCACCAAAAACAUAGUGGCUUUUAAGGUGAGAACAACUGCUCCUGAGAAGUACAGAGUGAAGCCCAGUAACAGCAGCUGUGAACCUGGCACAUCCCUGGAUAUCAUUGUGUCUCUUCAUGGUGGCUUUGCAGCCUCCCUGCAGGAUCGUUUCCUCAUCAUGGCAGCAGAAAUGGACCAGGCCUCUGCAGCAGGAGCGCCAGAGCUGACUCAGUUUUGGAAAGAGGUUCCUAGGACCAAAGUGAUGGAGCACAGGCUUAGGUGUCACGUGGUGGAAAGCAGCAAGCCUUCUUCUCUGACACUGAAGGAGAGCACAUUUAACACUCCAGCCAAAACCAACGAGGAUUUACAUGUGCAGCUAACUCAUUUACUGCAGAUUAACAAAAGACUUCAGGAGCAGGUUGACCGCUGCCUCUGGUUCCAGCAGCUGUCACUUGUGCUCUCACUGCUGUCAGUUACUGUUGUUGCCUUCUGCUUCUACCUGGCCUAUGUCCAGAGAAGCUAAAGAGAGCUGCUGUGCCCUGGAUAUGCUGCCUGCCAUGGUUGGUUAGAGUGGGAGAGAUGUCAGUGCCCUGCUGGGGAUCUGGAGCUGCCCAGGUGAGGUCUGAGCCACAGCCACGAAGGAGGACACUUUGCUGAGGCCAAACAUGAAGCACUGAGUGACCUGCAAGGGAGGCUGCUGGCAGGUGGCACCUGGAGCAGGGCAUGAGGAAGAUGGUACAG
Molecule: messenger RNA, 1742 nt
Organism: Indicator indicator
Lineage: Eukaryota; Metazoa; Chordata; Aves; Piciformes; Indicatoridae
Gene: MOSPD2
Product: motile sperm domain containing 2
Exons: 14
Coding region: 154-1524 (456 amino acids)
Source: RefSeq, a predicted model, not a curated record